UGGGAAUGUGGAGAAGGGACAGAACAUCUGUGCAUGGUUAUUAGAAAGCGAAUCAAGCCUUGUGCUUGACAGGUGAGGGGUGGAGGAGGAGGCACAGCAGCAGGUCUGUCUUGGGGUCUCCAUGGCUGGUUCCCCCUGUGACCCCCAAAGAGAUCUAGAGUCUCCACCUAUCCUGAGCACCAUCAUGUCAUCCUAGGAGCUUGGAAUGUGUUUGCUCCUUCCAAGGCAGCACAAUUGCCUCAGGUCUCCGCUCUUGACGCACACUGUCAACCUGCUACCACACCAGUGCGUUUCUCUGUGUUUUUCAUGUUGACUGAAGACCAAGAGGAAAAAGCACAGAAUCCCUAGGCUCCAGUCUUCCCAUGAGUAAGAGCAAAUGCUCCGUGGGACCCAUGGCCCCCGUGGUGGCCCCGGCUAAGGAGCCCAAUGCCAUGGGCCCCAGGGACGUGGAACUCAUCCUGGUCAAGGAGCAGAACGGGGUGCAGCUCACGAACUCCACGCUGAUCAACCCACCACGGAGCCCUGAGGAGGCCCAGGAGCGGGAGACCUGGGGCAAGAAGAUCGACUUUCUACUCUCGGUCAUCGGCUUUGCAGUGGACCUGGCCAAUGUCUGGAGGUUCCCCUACCUAUGCUACAAAAAUGGUGGAGGUGCCUUCCUGGUGCCCUACCUGCUCUUCAUGGUCAUUGCUGGGAUGCCGCUCUUCUACAUGGAGCUAGCCCUUGGGCAGUUCAACAGGGAAGGGGCUGCCGGCGUCUGGAAGAUCUGCCCCAUCCUGAAAGGCGUGGGCUUCACGGUCAUCCUCAUCUCGCUCUACGUGGGCUUCUUCUACAACGUCAUCAUCGCCUGGGCGCUGCACUACCUCUUCUCCUCCUUCUCCGCCGAGCUGCCCUGGGUGCACUGCAACAACUCCUGGAACAGCCCCAACUGCUCCGACGCCCGCACCAACGCCAACGCCAGCGCCAGCGCCAGCCCGGGCCCCAACGACACCUUCUGGACCACGCCCGCCGCCGAGUACUUUGAGCGCGGCGUGCUGCAUCUCCACGAGAGCCGUGGCAUCGAUGACCUGGGCCCUCCGCGGUGGCAGCUCACAGUCUGCCUGGUCCUGGUCAUUGUCCUGCUCUACUUCAGCCUGUGGAAGGGGGUGAAGACCUCGGGGAAGGUUGUGUGGAUCACAGCCACCAUGCCUUACGUGGUCCUCACCGCCCUGCUCCUGCGCGGUAUCACCCUCCCUGGGGCCCUGGACGGCAUCAGAGCCUACCUGAGCGUGGACUUCUACCGGCUCUGCGAGGCAUCUGUGAGUCACCCCCCGUGGACCCCAGACCUCGAGGGCUGUCAGGGGCAGGCCAUGAGCACCUACGUUCUGGCCCGGGAGUCCCACAAGCACUGGCAGGAACUUCUCUGUCCAGCAGUGCAGGCUGGCUGGCCCCCGCACUGUCGGGCCAGGCACCACACCCCAGUGCUGCCUCGCUGUCUCCCCUUUGCCACCUGCUGCCAGAAGGGUGCCCUUGAGUCCUGGAAAACUCCAUGCGGCUCAGCCGGCCGCUGCCGUUCCCCGUCCACCAACCCGCAGCGCUGCCUGCUCCGGGCCUCCUGGGCCUGCGCACAGGAAGAGGGCAGGAGUCCAGGGUGGCCCAGGUCGGGCCCUGCCGGGCUGCAGCAGGGCUGCCGAGCUCACCUGGAGAAGCAGCCCCUCCAGAGCGCCCUGCCCCCCCAGACACAGGAAAUGGAGAGUGAUGACUGGGAGAUUACAGGGCCGCAGCUCGGCUGCACCAACGGCCUGUCUUGUCCUUGCAGAGACGCCAUCGUCACCACCUCCAUCAACUCUCUGACCAGCUUCUCCUCCGGCUUCGUCGUCUUCUCCUUCCUGGGAUACAUGGCACAGAAGCACAACGUGCCCAUUGGGGACGUGGCCAAGGACGGGCCAGGGCUGAUUUUCAUCAUCUACCCUGAGGCGAUCGCAACCCUGCCCCUGUCCUCCGCCUGGGCGGUGGUCUUCUUCGCCAUGCUGCUCACCCUGGGGAUCGACAGUGCCAUGGGCGGCAUGGAGUCCGUGAUCACGGGGCUGGUCGACGAGUUCCCGCUGCUGCACCGGCACCGGGAGCUCUUCACGCUCGGCAUCGUGCUGGCCACCUUCCUGCUCUCGCUCUUCUGCGUCACCAACGGGGGCAUCUACGUCUUCACGCUGCUGGACCACUUUGCAGCCGGCACGUCCAUCCUCUUUGGAGUGCUCAUUGAAGCCAUCGGAGUGGCCUGGUUCUACGGUGUCCGGCAGUUCAGUGAGGACAUCAAGCAGAUGACGGGGCAGCGGCCCAGCCUGUACUGGCGUCUGUGUUGGAAGCUGGUCAGCCCCUGCUUCCUUCUGUUUGUGGUUGUGGUCAGCAUCGUGACCUUCAGGCCACCCCACUACGGAGCCUACGUCUUCCCUGCCUGGGCCAAUGCCCUGGGCUGGGUCAUUGCCACGUCCUCCAUGGCCAUGGUGCCCCUGUACGCAGUCUACAAGUUCUGCAGCCUGCCAGGGUCCUUCCGAGAGAAACUGGCCUACGCUAUCACGCCUGAGAAGGACCGCCCGCUGGUGGACCGAGGGGAGGUGCGCCAGUUCACGCUGCGCCAUUGGCUCCUGGUGUAAACGGAGCCCACGGAUGACCAGGGCAGUCCUCUUGCCACAGGGAGACAGAGGAGGGAGAUUGACGUUUCCAGAGAAAGAGGGCCACUCCCACCCCCACCUCUACUGAGAACGCAGCGCGAGGCUCCACCUCUGACUUCUCACCGCCCCACGCCCCGUCGAGGGCUCGCCCUGCGUCCUGCGUCCUGCGUCCUGCGUCCUGUGAGAACAGCAGAGAUCCUCGUGGUGAGGUUCCAGUCUGUCCCGUCUCUGCACAGGGGUCCACUGGCUGGCUCCUCCCCUGCGGCCACCCUGGAACACGACCUUGCUGUCACCCCUGCUCUGGGGAGAGGGACCCGGUGACUGUACAUACACGGUGUGGACCCCUGUGCUCACGAUAGCUGCCUGGGUCAUUUACUUUGCUCAGAUUUUAAAAGCCAAGUGUCCUGUUUGUCAAAGUGUGCAGAAGGAGAGUCGGGGAGACGCCGAGGCGCCACUCCUUUCCCGGGAGUGGCCAGGCUGGAUGUGAGCGCCCUGCCCA
Messenger RNA from Ictidomys tridecemlineatus (thirteen-lined ground squirrel), 3144 nucleotides. The record is from RefSeq and is a predicted model, not a curated record. Lineage: Eukaryota; Metazoa; Chordata; Mammalia; Rodentia; Sciuridae.